This is a messenger RNA of Laetiporus sulphureus 93-53, 1845 nucleotides long. RefSeq names its product GMC oxidoreductase. Bases 1 to 1845 code for a protein of 614 amino acids. Gene Ontology annotation, molecular function: flavin adenine dinucleotide binding; oxidoreductase activity, acting on CH-OH group of donors. The record is from RefSeq and is a predicted model, not a curated record. NCBI's taxonomy places the organism in Eukaryota, Fungi, Basidiomycota, Agaricomycetes, Polyporales, Laetiporaceae. Gene Ontology annotation, biological process: secondary metabolite biosynthetic process. The transcript is spliced from 8 exons.
AUGAGAGGUUAUCCGAUUCUUCCAGUGAUUGCACUUUCGCUCGUAAUCCCCUUCACCCAUGCCGCUAGCGACUCCCAGACCGUCCUCCAGCAAACGCUUCCAGCUGUUUCAUAUGACUAUAUCAUUGCUGGGGGAGGCGUGAGCGGCCUAGUGGUAGCGAACCGGCUCUCGGAGGAUCCUCAAAAAACGGUACUCGUAAUCGAGCAUGGUUACUUCGACGACCAAGAUCCUGACGUUCUGGUCCCUGGUCUUGCCCGUAUGAAUUUGGGUGUUACCAACGCGAAGCAUAUGUUCAACUACACGACAACUCCGCAGUCCGGAUUGAACAACCGCACAGCUCACAUCUGGGCGGCCACCGUCGUGGGAGGAGGCUCCGCGGUCAAUGGAAUGGUGUUCCCCCGAGGAGCUGCCGCUGACUACGAUGCAUGGGCGCAGUUGGGCAAUCCAGGAUGGUCUUGGGAUGAUAUUCUACCAUACUUUCGUAAGAGCGAGACCUUCACUAUGCCCCCUAAGGGAGUCGCGGAAGAGUUUUCCAUAAAGUACAAUGCUAGUGCGCAUGGAACAGAGGGUCCUAUUUAUUCCAGCUAUCCCAAAUUUCUGUGGCCGUCCAUGAAGAACUUCUUCCGAGCAUGGGAGGAAUUAGAUGUCUCCAUAUCUCAAGAUGGGAAUGACGGAAAUGCAAUCGGGGCUUACUGGAUGCCGAACUCACUGCAUCCUCGAAACCAAUCGCGCUCAUAUGCACGGCCGAGGUAUUAUGACAAUAUACGAAGCCGGUCGAAUUUGCAUCUCGUUACGGGCCAUGUCGUGGAUCGAGUACUUUUCAACGAUGAUCUCAAAGCAGUCGGAGUGAAGGUCAUAUCGAGAGAUGGGUCGUUCGCCGGAGUCGCGUAUGCUACACGCGAAGUGAUACUGGCUUCCGGAACCGUACACUCGCCGGGAAUACUGCAGAGAAGUGGAAUAGGUGCUCGCGAGCAUGUGAACUCACUGGGUAUCGAGACAGUGGUGGAUCUUCCUGGGGUCGGUCAAAACCUGCAAGACCAUCCGGCUCUGCAUUUCGUAUUCGAAUUUCGCGAAGACCUUAAUCCGAAUCCGUUGAUGUUAUCGGACCCGAAGUAUGCCGCCGAGCAGCUGGCAUUGUACUAUAAGAACCGUACGGGCCUGUUCACAAACAAUCGUGGCAUUGCACUUGCAAUGUUACCUCUACGAAACGUCACCACAGAUUAUGAGGCGAUUGUCAGGGAAUUGAAGAAUACCGAUCCUGUGGCGCAUCUACCUCCUGACGUGGAUUCUACGGUGCUGGAAGGGUUCAAAGCGCAACGUGAGAUUCUUAUCGAGCAUCUGGAAUCAUGUCAUGCUUCGGCCAUGGAAAUCACGUACGAGGGACGCGCCGAGUUCGACGCUGCCCUACAGAAGCCUCUCUCGCGCGGAACACUCCUCAUCGAUUCAACGGAUCCAUUAUCUGCCCCACUGAUCGACUAUCGUGUCUAUAGCCAUCCGACGGACAUGCGCGUGGCAAUCGCUGUGGUGCGUGCCGCGCGCUCCUUCAUGCUGUCCGCCGCGAUGCAAAAACUGGGCGCCACGGAAAUCUCUCCCGGGCCCGCAGUGCUCAGCGACGAGGACAUCGAGGCUGCCAUCCAGAGCCGCAUUGGGGAGCCCACGUUUGGGCACAUCAGCGGGACGUGUGCGAUGCAGCCGCGUAGGUUGGGCGGCGUCGUUGAUGAACGGUUGGCUGUGUACGGCGUGAAGGGACUGAGAGUGGUGGAUGCAUCCAUCAUGCCGCUGGUGUCGACUACACAUUUGCAAGCCACCGUAUAUGCAAUCGCGGAGAAGGUGGGCUUAUUCUGA